Geodia barretti is the source of this 738-nucleotide messenger RNA. Lineage: Eukaryota; Metazoa; Porifera; Demospongiae; Tetractinellida; Geodiidae. The record is from the annotation of a GenBank genome assembly.
CUGGAUGCUGAACUGUUCGGCCGCGCCGCCGACGACCCGCCCGCGACCGGUGCCGAGCAUCGUGCCGGCCGGCUGGAGCGCGCCGACGGGGGCACGAUCCUGCUGGAUGCUGUGGGUGACCUGUCUGCCGAGACGCAAGCCAAGCUCCUCGGCGUGCUCCAGCACGGCCGGAUCUACCCGGUGGGCAGUGGUGAUGCCCGGACGGUGGACACGCGCAUCAUCGCUUCCAGCGAUCUCGACCUGGAAAGCCUGGUCGAACGCGCGGCGUUUCGGCGCGACCUGUUCUACCGCCUCAACGUGAUGCCCAUCUACCUGCCACCGCUGCGCGAGCGGCCGGAUGACAUCGUCGCCCUUGCCAACCACUUUCUGAAGCGAUCCUGCGCCAUCUCCGACCGCGGGAAGCUCAAGUUCACGGCAUCGGCGCUCGCGGCCCUGCGUGAGCACAGUUGGCCCGGCAACGUGCGCGAGCUUGCCAACGCCGUCGAACGAGCCGUGGUCGCCGCGGACUCCGCGAUAGGUGCCCAGCACCUCGGCCUCGGCACCGACUUGCGGGACCAAGCCAGGGACGCGUAUCAUGGCGAGUCCCUGAAGGAAGCUGUACGCGGCUACAAGCGCCGCUUCAUUCACGGCGCGCUUGAGUCACAUGGCUGGAAUCAGACGACUACGGCCCGUUCACUGGCCAUCCAGCGCACCUAUCUGUCGCGCCUGAUCAAGGAACUGGAGAUCUCGAAUCGAUGA